This is a messenger RNA of Blumeria graminis f. sp. triticale, 741 nucleotides long. NCBI's taxonomy places the organism in Eukaryota, Fungi, Ascomycota, Leotiomycetes, Helotiales, Erysiphaceae. The record is from the annotation of a GenBank genome assembly.
AUGAAAGACUGCUGUCGAAUUUCGGAAAACACACACAAAAACUGGGCAAUUAUAUCUGGCGCCAGCCGUCACAGUGUAACAUCUGAAAUUUUAAGCUCUAAAUGUAAGAAGGUAUCAGAAGGAGCAAUCAGAAUGCUGCAAAUUAGUCGUGAGAAUAUCAAAGUGGCACGAGAAACAAGCCCACAAUUUAGUACAACAACACCCCAGAUUAAGAAAACUCUAUUAAAUGAUAAAAAAAAAAGGAAAAGAAAAAGAGCUAGGAACAAAAAUAAAAUUCAGAACAUAAGAAAAGAAUUUAAAGAGAAUGAGCAACUUGUUGACGGUAGACAGCAAAUGAUUGCCACACCUUCACAAAAGCCAGCAAACCCAAUUGAUAGAAAAAAAAAGCUUUUAACAAAAUCCGUUCCCAACGGCAUGCUAAAUCCUCUCGGAACCACUGCUCAAAACUCGAACGUAAAAAUUGGCAAGGCUCCCAGAAAGCUAGCCGUGUCAAAAGUUAGAAAAGCAAAAUCAACAACCAUAAAGCUUGGAGAGAGGAAGAAAGAUUCCAAAUUUUCUAGUACUAUCGGCCCUAAAAUUGAUAUCAUUUUUAAAUCAGAUGCGAACCAGAAAUCUGCUUCAAGUGAUAAACAGAUCGAGAAAAUUCAAGAAUCGUGUAAUACUUUAACGCGUUUUAAGCAAAAGCGUCUCAGAAAGCGCUUGAAAAAGACUUUAUUUCAAAGUAAUCUGAAGAGUGACUAA